Xenopus tropicalis (tropical clawed frog) is the source of this 516-nucleotide messenger RNA. Its product is annotated as serine/threonine-protein kinase N2-like. Gene Ontology annotation, molecular function: kinase activity; protein kinase activity; ATP binding. NCBI's taxonomy places the organism in Eukaryota, Metazoa, Chordata, Amphibia, Anura, Pipidae. The record is from RefSeq and is a predicted model, not a curated record. The coding region runs from base 166 to 516 and encodes 116 amino acids. The transcript has 5 exons.
GCUUUCAGAAUUCAGCGGAGCUCUCGGACUUCUAUCAAGGAUUAUGAGCUAUUGAGUUUAUUAGGUCAAGGAGGUUUUGGAAAGGUAUACCUCGCCAAGCACAAGCAUUCAGAAGAAAAAGUUGCCAUCAAGACUAUAAAAAAGGGAUGCAUAGAUUCUGCUUAUAUGACUGACCAGAUUAUACACGAGAAGAGAUUGCUUAAAUUAGCGUCAGUAAAGCAGACCCCUUUCCUUGUUGGCUUAUUUGCCUCUUUUCAAACCACGCAUCACCUCUGUUUAGCAAUAGAGUAUUGCCCUGGAGGUGACUUGGCGGAUCGUCUGUUAAAGGGUAGCAUUAAACAAGAAACAACUGUAUUUUAUGCUGGUUGUGUUGUGCUAGGGUUGCAAUUCCUACACAAAUACAACAUUAUUCACCGAGACAUAAAGACAAGCAAUAUAGUGAUAGGCCGCGAUGGAUACGCAAAGAUCACUGAUUUUGGCCUUGCCAAACGACGUAAGACACACAUUUGCCUUUGA